UUACUCAUGGGCAUGACCCUAUCCAUUUCAGAUCACGAUAAGAGCGGGCCGAGCAGCUUCAGUAACAUCACGCCCAUCAACACGGAGUAACCCAGUACGACUUCCACGUUAACUAUGGGGACGAAGACACGUACUACAGCCUGCCUCACGUUCAGCACCAUCGCCAAUGUGGUCGCCAUCGUCCUCAUCCUUGCUGCCAUGGGCACGGAAAGAUGGGUGGUGUACAGCGUCGACAGGACGAAGCUGACGACCCUGCAGCGAACGUCAUCAACGACGGGGAUCACAGCGAGAUACUAUCACACGCGCCAAAGAGGCAUGUUCCGUGAGUGUUACCCUGGCAACGAUACCCUGUUUCUGGAUACUCUUGGAGGUGUUAUAGACAAGAACUGCUUCAUGCUGAUGUUCGGGGACGAUUCCGCCAGUGCUAGCGAGGAGUACACCUCCAUGAUAGCCUUAUACACGUCCUUCAUGGCUAUGUUCCUCGUGGGGGAGCUUCUACUCGUUGUUAGCUAUGCAGUAGGGUUAUACAUGUGUUUAGUAAGACCAACAUCGCACGUGUGGAUUCCGACCAUCAUGGUGUGUGUGGCUGCGUUCGUUGUAGUUCUUGGAAUGGCGUUCUUCCACAGUUCCAUCUACCUCCAAGACACCCUUGUCCAGGACCAGCUGCCAGAUCGCCAACAAUACUACUCAAAAUGGCCUGGUGAGCUGAAGCGGGCUACCACAAGAAAAUUCAAGGAAUCUUACAUAGCAGCCUGGGUCGGCGUUGCUUUUGCUAUCAUCGCCGCCUUCUGCUACGGCGUUACGGCAACAGCAAUGGCCCCAAGAUCAAACCUCUUGGAGAAGAAUGUGAAACGGCUGCCAAGCUAUAGACCUCCACGGCGCCACCAUCGUCCUCGGCCCGUAAGACCCAUGCCUGUCAUGACACUUGACCCUCCCAGGACGAAGCCCUUGAAACUGAUGUCCACGAAGGUCCUACCAAACCCUCCUCCAUACUAUUUACAUCCAUAUUGAACCCUCGUCCAUACGCCAUGCGUUUGUAUUGAACUGGCAUCGUUGCUCUGGAAUAUUCACAGAACAUUCUCAACAACAAGCUGUGCUUUCCGUGGACCUUCUUAUACCGGAAACACUUCUUCCUGAGCUGGACUGUUUGGAAUGGCUGUAUAUGCAAAGGAACAAACUCUAAAGCUCGUUAAUCCAGAAUUUAUUUUGCGGUUGAUUUCAAAGAGAGAGAGGUAUGUCUGGAUUAACGUGGCGUCCCUUUGUAACCAUUGGUACUAGUUUUUAACAACCUGUUUACGACAAUGUUAUCUUUAGACAGCUACAAUUAUGUUCUUUUUCAAAAUGUGAGUAUUAGGUAUUGAAAUUCAUCCAAUAUGUCUGUGUAUAAAUAGUUUUGUAUGAAAGCUAGCUUCAAGACUUG
Haliotis rubra (blacklip abalone) is the source of this 1420-nucleotide messenger RNA. RefSeq lists its product as uncharacterized. The record is from RefSeq and is a predicted model, not a curated record. Bases 115 to 1011 code for a protein of 298 amino acids. Gene Ontology annotation, cellular component: membrane. Lineage: Eukaryota; Metazoa; Mollusca; Gastropoda; Lepetellida; Haliotidae. The transcript has a single exon.